Neodiprion fabricii is the source of this 2805-nucleotide messenger RNA. Its product is annotated as cytochrome b5 reductase 4. The coding region runs from base 573 to 2354 and encodes 593 amino acids. Gene Ontology annotation, molecular function: oxidoreductase activity; heme binding. The record is from RefSeq and is a predicted model, not a curated record. Gene Ontology annotation, cellular component: endoplasmic reticulum. Lineage: Eukaryota; Metazoa; Arthropoda; Insecta; Hymenoptera; Diprionidae. The transcript has 11 exons. Gene Ontology annotation, biological process: generation of precursor metabolites and energy; superoxide metabolic process.
CACACGAAUGCGCAUGCAUAAAUUUUACGUGUGAUCAGAAUCGUUCGAUAAAACAUGUGUUUGCCUUCCGAAGAGAAUUGGUGAUAUUUCGAAAAGCAAAAUAAAUCAGGUAUACGUGUCGUUGACUGGGAACAAUGAGUGAAAUUUUCGUGAGUAAAAAAUAACCUCCAACACGUCAGUUAUUCGAUCGAAUUCGAGUACUCGGAGCACGCUGGUUCUCGAAAUGAGUUUUCGGUUUCUCCGCACGGCUUAUGCGUGCGCACGAGUCUAUUAGUAUAUGCAUGCAGCCGACAAUAAUCGCGCCGAUCCACAGAUUGCGUCACUGAAACUGUGGCGAGGACGACCUUAAUCCUAGGUAAGGAAAAAACAACGAAAACUAACCGACUAAUAAACCCACUUGCAGUCGGAGUUGGAAUUAAUUAAAUUAUACACGCACGUCUGAAGAGGAGGCACGCAUCCAUGGGAUCUAGUUGUAAAAAUGUACAGUCCGAUGCCAUUAAUUACCGAUAUUUGGCAUCAGGUGAAAGAGAAUGAAAUAAACGUAUAAGAAAGUAAUAAACAAAACACCGAAAAUGGAGACAAACGAAGUUGAAAAUGCUGAGAAAGUUCGCUCCGAAAUUACCAAUAGCAAUAGUUCCGCGGAUGCCGUGAAGCCUCCGAAGGAUGCCAAAGGUGCCAAGAUAGUUGAAGAAAAACUGAUGAAAGUAAACGUACAGCUAAAACCACCGAUAUCGCCGACUAGUCUUUUAGCACAAAAUAUAGCCCUCUUACCUACGGGGGUCGCCAAAGUAAAGCAAUCACAACCAGCGAAUUCCGUUCCCAAAAUGAAUUCGUCAAAUUCCGGAUCAUCGAGCGCAUCCGCUACCGGAAAUCCGCGAAAUAAGACGGCACUUGCACCAGGCCAUAGCCUUAUGGAUUGGAUUCGACUAGGUGCUUCAGGAGUCGAUUUAACAGGAGUUAAUGGCGUUCCGCAAAAUGUUACUCCUUCGGAACUUGCCCGACACAACCAUCCGAACGAUGCUUGGAUCGCGAUUCGAGGAAUCGUGUACAACGUUACGAGAUACAUAGAUUUUCAUCCAGGUGGAAUGCCGGAGCUUAUGAAAGGCGUGGGAAAGGAUGCGACCAAAUUAUUUGACGACGUGCAUGCAUGGGUCAACUACCAAAGCAUUCUACAAAAGUGCAUCGUGGGUAGGUUGAAUCGUUUCGCUGGCGAGACUUCGGCACCACCCGUGAAGAUCGUAUCUCCUUCUUCAACGUCGUCUGGUCUCCUUUCGCGAUGUAUCAAACAACGUUCAACGAGUGAAACUACUACUCCGCAUCCGAAAAUGGAUUGGAUUCAAACUAGCAAUACUAUCACCUUAUUUUACUAUUCCCUACGAGAUCAUCCAGCAGUGGGUUAUCAACUAAUGCAGAUCACCGACUCUAAAUAUCAUUUUAAAUUUUGCUUCGAGAAAGAUUUCAUAAUUCACGACAUUAAAUUAUCUGGUGCUGUUAAUUGGCCUCCGAAAUGGAAGAGAAAUUUCGAAUCCAUGAAGAUGGAAAUCACAUACACAAAGAAAGAACCAGGCUUGUGGAAAACUUACGGUACUUACAAAACACUGCGCGAGCGUAACGCGAAGCAAAGAACUUACAGAGAGUACGAAGUAGUCAGCAAUACACCGCUCUGUAAGUUGGUUCACUUGAUCGUUCUUCGUACUAAAGAAUACUUGGAAAUAGUACCAAUAGGCAGGCAUGUCGAAGCCAAACUUCAAAUAAUGGGCACGGACGUAUCCCGAAUGUACACUCCGGUUCCGCCGUAUCUUCACCCUGAGGAUGUCGCACCCAACUACGAUUCCGAUUGUAUUUGCUUGAUGGUCAAGAGGUAUGCCGAUGGCGCUCUUAGUCCAACCAUGACAGCAUUAAAGUCGGGGGAAACUUUGAUGCUAAGCAAUUGCCUGGGAACCUUUACCGUCGAGAAUUUCCAACAAUUUACUAUUUUUCACAUGCUAGCUGCAGGCACCGGUCUCACUGCAAUGCUGUCGAUCAUUCAGUGGGCACUCGGCAGACGCAACGUAAGCCGUAUUAAUGUUCUCAACUUCAACAAGAACGAAGAUAGCAUAUUUUAUUCCAGGCAGUUGGAUAAAGUUCUCUCAAGCGAGCCAAGAUUCACUGUUACGCAUAUUUUGUCACAUCCGGAAGACUCCUGGACCGGUCAUCGUGGCGAAACUUCGACUAAUCUGUUGCAAGAAUUGUUUGGUCCUAGUUCUCAGGCAUGCGUUUUCAGCUGUGGACCUAGACCCUUCAUGCAGUCAACCAAGAAGAUACUUACAGAUCUUGGUUGGAACUCGUCGCAACUACACGAAUUCGACGACUAAAUUUCGCCUGAAAUAGCCCAUAAACAAGGUGCGGCUACAUCGUUGUAAUCACGAACGAUUUAUUAGCUUUAAUAAUUUGGGCAAUGACUAAUUGUGUCGUGAGAUUAAAAUGAAACGCAAAAAUAAGUGAGCUUCUUUGAAAGUGAAUCGGAAAAUUAUUUUUAUUAUGCGUAUAAUGUUGUUGAGUAUUAUUCUAUUCCGUAUGACGAUGAGAUUAGAGGAAAGAAAUGUAAGACUUAGAAUUUUCACGCCACCGGAUAUUGUAUAAAAUGAUAAAAUAUCCAAAUAAUAAUUUCGCUUUUAAAUUUUCCGUUCUCAAAUCGAAGUUAAAUUCUUUGCGGCACAACACACAUUUUUCAUAUAAUAAACCGUCAAAUGAAAUUUGUUUAACUGAUUAAUGUGCUAAGUUCAUGGUGGAUAAAAAUACAGAGGACAUUGUAUUCGAAGAUAA